Molecule: messenger RNA, 1749 nt
Organism: Camellia sinensis
Lineage: Eukaryota; Viridiplantae; Streptophyta; Magnoliopsida; Ericales; Theaceae
Product: G-box-binding factor 1
Biological process (GO): regulation of DNA-templated transcription
Cellular component (GO): nucleus
Molecular function (GO): DNA-binding transcription factor activity; sequence-specific DNA binding
Source: RefSeq, a predicted model, not a curated record
UGCGACAAAAUCGUUUUCGCUGUGCUUUUCUUGUAUGUGCUGUGCCGUCACUCCUGUGGUAUACCUAUAUAUACUCCUCUCUUCUGCUAUGAAGACUCACACUCUCCAUCGUUCCUCGCCGAUUCGACCUGCCCUCCUACCUCAUUCGCAACGCCGAGCUUACUCUAAACAGUUGAAAUUAUCUUGGCUUCCAGAGUAUAUGUUCUCUGCUGAGUAAUGGGGGGUGUUGAAGAGAGCUCACCCGCUAUGUCUUCUAAACCUGCUGUUUCUACUCAGGAAACACCAACCACCUCUUCCUAUCCUGACUGGUCAACUUCUAUUCAGGCAUAUUAUGGGGCUGGAGUUACUCUACCUCCUUAUUUCACCUCACCUGUGGCAUCCUCAGCCCAGCCUUCGUAUGUUUGGGGGAAUCAGCAUCUGGUAUCAUAUGGAACUCCACUUUCAUUCCAAGCUCCCUAUCCUCAUGGAGGCCUUUAUGGUCCUCCUAACAUGGCUGUGGGUGCAGCUGUCAUGAAUAUAAAUACAGAGACAGAAGGAAAGGCCAAAGGAAAUUCAAGGAACAUAGUUUUGGCAGAAAAGGGGAAAGCCAUUUCAGGAUCUGAAAAUGAUGAUGCUUCACAAAGUACUGAAAGUGCUAGCGAGGGCUCAUCAGAAGCAAGUGACGAAGAACUUGAUCAACAAGUUUCUUCUGCAUCUAAGAAGAGAAGCUUCAACCGGAUGCUUGGUGAUGGUAGUUUUGUUUUCUUUCUUUUUUAUGAAGAACAUUCAUCCUUGUGUUAUGACAUUUUUAUUAUGGUUAAUUACAUCAGUUUUGUAACUUGUAUAUCUUUCUUAGUAGGCAAAUAUGAUGGUGAAAAUCUGCCAGUCUCAGUUCUAGGGAAGCCUGCCAUGCCUGUAACCAAUUUAAAUAUUGGCAAUGCAUCUCCUUCUGGACCUACAAACAUAAAAAUGAGAAUGAAUGCAUCUGGGGACUCACCACAGGUGGCUCCUGCUGCAGUGGUUGGGCACGAGAGCAUAUCACACAAUAACCCGUGGACUCAAGAUGAACGUGAAAUAAAACGAGAAAAGAGGAAGCAGUCGAAUAGGGAGUCAGCUAGGAGGUCAAGGUUGCGUAAGCAGGCAGAGUGCGAGGAACUGCAAACCAGGGUGCAAAAGUUGAGAAAUGACAACCGAACACUUGAGGAAGAGCUGAAGAACCUGGCUGAGGAAUGCGAGAAUCUCUCGUCUGAAAAUAAUUCCAUAAUGGAAGAGGUGACUCAAUUGUACGGACCGGAUGCAACAUUGAACCUCGAAGCUCGCUAUCCAGUUCCAGCCGUCCGAUCUGUUGUCAACGGUGAGCAUAGCAACCAUGGACAAGAAACUUCAGUAGAAAACAACUCCAACUCUGCGUCUGGUCAGCAUGGACGGGUAUUAAAUUCUGCUACAAACCAUGAUUCUUAAACCUGUUGAUCACCGGAGUUGUUAUUUACCUUUAUCAGUUCUAAUGUAGAUCCUGUAACUAAAGAACCUCUAACCAAAAACCGUUUUGACAGCCUAUAGCUAUUAGCCAUUUCCAAAAAAAAAAAAAAAAAAAAAAAGCCUAUAGCUACUAGCUACUGUUUAAAUAUUUUGAUAUUUGUAUAGUCUUGAGAUGGUGGUGGUGGUUUUUAUUGUUGUAUUUUUUUCCAGCAUAUUGUUGUGGCUUACAGGAUAAAUUCCAUUGUAAACUGAUUGUCUUUAGAAACUUCUUUACUUUGUUCGAGUGCCUUU